Messenger RNA from Cyphomyrmex costatus, 2937 nucleotides. RefSeq lists its product as uncharacterized. The record is from RefSeq and is a predicted model, not a curated record. Gene Ontology annotation, cellular component: Golgi apparatus; endoplasmic reticulum. NCBI's taxonomy places the organism in Eukaryota, Metazoa, Arthropoda, Insecta, Hymenoptera, Formicidae. Gene Ontology annotation, molecular function: protein-cysteine S-palmitoyltransferase activity. Gene Ontology annotation, biological process: peptidyl-L-cysteine S-palmitoylation; protein targeting to membrane. The transcript has a single exon. The coding region runs from base 1005 to 2930 and encodes 641 amino acids.
UUUCGCCUGUUAGGUGUAUCCGGUGGAAGUUUCCCAGGAGCACGAGUGUGCGCGUGCUCGCAUUGUUCCGUCGCAUGCGUGCUGAUGCGUGCGCGAGUUCUCAAAUGUUCUCCAAGCGAAGUACCGGUUUCCGCGGCAACCGCGAUUUAUCGAUUCGCUUAGGCGUCGCCGGCGAGUAGCCACUGCAGCUGUAGCAAGUUGUGCCCCGAGUUCCGCUCGCGGCCAGUUCGAGUAGUUCCCCUCCCAAGUAGUGUCACGAACGGCAAGUUCCUCGAGGCGAUUCGUAAAAUGACGAGGAUCCGUUCGAGGUCGUUCACGAGUGUGUUGCGCGAUGGAACGACGAAGAAAACGCGAGAAGAGGAAAAACUUGAUCGAGGUCACGUCGUCAGAGGAAGAAUAACGUUGUGUCGCGCGGAAACCUAAUGACAUAUCGUGCUUUUCUAAAUCGCGAAGACAGUCACUUAUAUAUUUGAACUGUAUAGAUCGAACGCGGGUGUAAACUGGGAGUUUGUAGGUACAAAGCGAGGAAGGAAUUGAUAUGCCUUUUCGGAGAAUCGGUUGCGUGAUGAGAGACUGUCAUGUUUUUAAGAUGAUCAUCAAAGUAAAGAAAUGAAGCAAACGACAAGGAGGAAAAAGAGGGAGAAAGCGAAACAAGAAUCUUCGUACUGGAAGAGUCAAGCUUUAAAAAAAAAAAGAAGAAAUAUAUAAAAUACAUGAGAGAGUCCCGGCAGAUAUUAAUCUUAAAAGUAAAUAUAGCUUAAAUAAGUUUGGCUUAAAAUCUUUCUUAAAAUUACGCAUUGGCAGUUAAUGAAAUAAUAUUUAAUAGGAAAAAUUGAAUAACAGGCAUUGAAGAGAGAUGUAUAGUAUAAUACAGCGGUAAGAGAUAGGAGACGAAGAGAAUUGAAGGAAAAGGACGAUGCAUCGAACAUCGGUCGAAAGCGCGCUGGAAACGUAAACGAAAUAAUAGUCAAGAAAGAACCGGGAACAGUCAAGAUAUACCGGGAAUGCUAAACGAGAGCUAUGCAAAUAAUGCGAUUGUCCGAUGCUGUUCCUCGCAGGACACGCUGGACGUGCCACCGGAGCACAGGAAAUUCCGGCGCAUUCACGGGCUGCAGCUGCCGCUACACCCUCAGCAGAUUGUCGGUUGGGUGCUGCUGAUUGUCGUGUUCAUCGGCACUUUCACCGUGCUGCUGACGACGCCGCCGUUGUUGCCCGAUCUGCGCUUCAUCCUCUCGUUACUGUUCGCUGCGUUGUUCCUGCUGCACGUGUCGACUCAUUUGACGGUGUUGCUGCUAGAUCCGGCCGAUUCCGAGAUCCGCGCUCGACCAGCUCGCGUGAUCGUACCGGAAUUCGAUCGAACGAAGCAUCGGCACGUCAUCGAGAACAGCCGAUGUCAUCUUUGUAACAUAACGACGCGUGGUCAGCGGACCAAGCACUGCUCUAUUUGCAACAAGUGCGUGCCGCAUUUCGACCAUCACUGCAAGUGGUUGAACAAUUGCAUCGGCGGCCGUAAUUAUCUGGCGUUCCUGGUGUGCCUGUCGUCGACGCUCGUCGCCGCGCUCGCGGUCACCGCGCUCGCCCUCGGCGAACUGGUGCUCGUUAACACACCCUUCCUCGUCAACAACAGAUCGUCUACAUGGGACUAUGGUGCAGGUAACACGAGCAUGAACAACGCCACGGCGACCCCACCGUUGUUGCCGGUGCCCGGCACCGGCUCCCUCGUCCUCGUCACCGUCAUUGGCGUUCUCUCGGCCAUCGCCGCGGUGAUGCUUAUACACCUCUGCUUCUUUCACGGCUAUAUCGCCUGUCUCGGUCUCACCACGUACGAAUACGUGCGCAACAAGCGGGAGAGAGACAUCGCCAUCACUACUACCGACUCUAGAACAACGUCCACCUCUGGCCUGUGUGGUAUACCUUAUUGCACCGCUGCCGAUGGGGAGGAUCAUAUGGACCGAAUGGUACCUGGCGCGCGUAGUCUCUAUUCUCGCUUCUGCGACAACGGUCCUGUACUCAAAACUAGUACGAGAAUGAUGACAACGGACGUGUACGUUUGCUCGACGCACGAGGGAACUCGGAGCGAGGAAGCAACGGCGAACGUUAAAGAUAUCGCCUCCAAGACGUUGCCUUCGAUGAGAGGUGGCCGGAAUUUUCGUCUUUGUUUCUCAUACGAUUUGCGCACCACCGAGACCUCCAUUCAAGUCUCUUCCUCUCAAGCGACGGACGUGGAGUUGAGAAACCACAGUGAUUCGCCGGAUACCAAAUCAUCCUCCACACCUUCGCCGGUAUCUUGUUGCUUCUCCAUCAUGAAUCAUCCCGAUGGCAACAGGCACGAUUCAGGAACCGGACGAAAACAUCGCACCGGAGAACAUAGGAUCGAGCCCACGAAACGCUCCUGCGGAACGAUGAGAAGAAUACAGACUUUUCUGCAGUCUCGUCUGAGGAAAGGUUCGAGACAACGGUUGACUUCGUCGUCGGCGAUCGCUCGUCAUUGCGGCAACAAGAUCAUUCCGCAGGCAGGCAGUCCUCCGGACGUCGCACUUGCCUUAACCGAACGUCAAGAUCGGAAUGCUGUCGAACCGACGGAGUUGACAACUCCACCGGAUUAUCCACGUCCACCGACGAAGCUACCCGCCCUAGAUUUUUCGCGCACCGUUCGCAAAAUUAGAAAAGUACCUUCGAGUACCACUGAUAUUUCCGUCCUGGGGCAGAUGCCACCUUCCGCGAUAUCUAAACGAAAUCAAACUCACCUCCUCCGCACACGGCGGAGCGGGAGUUUUUCCAAGAAGAGACCGCAUUUCAAGAUCGGCUCGCAUUUAACGCAGACCGCUCAACUGUCGCCCAUACCGGAGUCCGAACUUUCAAAACCGGCUACACCGAGAUCACCGUCGCGAUCGGCUUCUAUAUUCGCCUUUCCACCAUUACACGAGUAACGUUAUC